This is a messenger RNA of Medicago truncatula (barrel medic), 1516 nucleotides long. Its product is annotated as putative nuclease HARBI1. The record is from RefSeq and is a predicted model, not a curated record. The coding region runs from base 105 to 1325 and encodes 406 amino acids. The transcript is spliced from 3 exons. NCBI's taxonomy places the organism in Eukaryota, Viridiplantae, Streptophyta, Magnoliopsida, Fabales, Fabaceae.
UUCCCGCAUUUUUUAUUUGCCUAUAUAUAUAAGUUAUUCUUCUUAACCGUUCCCACAUCUCUUCAACCUAGCUGCUGCUGUUGUCAGACUUUUCAGAUCUGCAGAUGCCUUGUAAUGAAAUCAAUGGGCAUUCAAGAAAAGUUAAAAAAAGACGAUGCUCAUUUUACAAAAUAUAUUACGCUGCUGCAGCAAUUGCAAUUUAUUAUCAUAUGAAGUACUUACUAAAGCAAGGUAAUAGAUUUCUUUAUUCACAUGGAUGGAAUUGGGUUCGAGAAACUCUUAACACUCCAGGCGAAAGUUAUAACAUGUUUAGGAUGGAAUCUAAUGCUGUGCUGAAACUUGAAAAAUUAUUAGUUAGUAAGGGAUGGUUACAUCCAUCUAAUGAAAUGACAUCGUUGGAAGCUUUGACUAUGUUUCUUUGGAGUUGUGCACAUAGUGAGACUAAUCGAAAUGUCCAAAAUAAAUUUGGAAAAUCAGGAGAGACCGUAAGUAGGAAGUUUGGUGAAGUUCUGGAUAGUUUAUGUUUAUUAGCUACCGAAAUUGUCAAACCUCCUGAUUUUAACUUUGUAGAAAUUCCAUCCAAAAUUAGAGAUGAUAAUAGGUAUUGGCCUCAUUUUGAAGGAUGCAUUGGAGCUAUAGAUGGAACUCAUAUUCCUGCCAUUGUUCCUACUGAAGAACAAAUUCGUUAUAUUGGUAGAAAAGGAUUUCCAACACAAAAUGUCAUGUUAGUGUGCAACUUAGACAUGUUAUUUACUUUUGUUGUCGUUGGCUGGCCUGGUACUGCACAUGAUACACGUAUUCUUUCAACUACGAUUGAAGAAAUGAAAGAUGUGUUUCCUCAUCCUCCUGAAGGAAAGUACUAUCUAGUUGAUGCUGGAUAUCCAAAUAUGAAAGGGUAUCUAGCACCAUACAAGGGUGAAAGAUAUCACAUUCCAGAUUUUAGAGCAGGAAGUCAAGGAGAAGGCGUACAUGAAGUAUUCAACCAUGCACAUUCUUCACUAAGAAAUGUAAUUGAGCGAACAAUUGGGGUUUGGAAGAAAAUAUGGCAUAUAUUAUCUGAUAUGAGACCAUUUCCAUUGAUGAAACAACAAAAGAUCAUAGUUGCAACAACGGCACUUCAUAAUUUUAUUCGAAAGUGUGGUAUUGAAGAUGAAGAAUUUAACAAAUGUGACCAUAUUCCAGGAUAUAUGAUUGACCAUGGAGAAGAAAGAAUCAAUCAUGAAGACAUGGAUUCAUUUAAUCCAAGAAGAGUACAAGAUGGAGGCUAUAUGGACAGAGCUCGAAAUCGAAUAGCAGUCGGGUUGGUUGGAAAUAGAAAUCGUUAGAGUUUUUGAUAAUUUAUAUUUCUAAUCAUGAAUUAUUUUCUAAAGUCUUUUAAUAUUGUUUAUGGUUUUUUUUUUUUUACAAGAAUAUUGUUUAUGGUACUGUUAAGCUCUUUUUGGAUGAUUUACGUUUUAUAAAAAUAUUUUGAGAGAUACUUUCAUAUGACAGUUUAUGAAAUUUUAUUCACAUUUGU